Anopheles darlingi is the source of this 2510-nucleotide messenger RNA. RefSeq names its product drebrin-like protein (gene Abp1). NCBI's taxonomy places the organism in Eukaryota, Metazoa, Arthropoda, Insecta, Diptera, Culicidae. Gene Ontology annotation, biological process: positive regulation of axon extension; postsynaptic actin cytoskeleton organization; regulation of actin filament polymerization. The transcript has 4 exons. The coding region runs from base 466 to 1776 and encodes 436 amino acids. The record is from RefSeq and is a predicted model, not a curated record. Gene Ontology annotation, molecular function: actin filament binding. Gene Ontology annotation, cellular component: site of polarized growth; postsynaptic membrane; postsynaptic density.
UUGUUGUUGUUGUUGUUGCGUGUGGACCGUGGCGCCGCGGCCGUCUUCGUCGUCGUUAGAAACUGAACAAACGCGAGUGCUGCUGGUGCAUUGUCUUGUCGUCUCUCGUCAGCUUCCGGUCCUGCACGACGACAGGUGUGCCACGGAAUGUGUUGACCUCGCCGCCGUCGCUGCCACCGUCGCCGCCGUCGCUGCCACCGUCGCCGCCGCUGCUUACAGAGUGCAAGAUAACGAACGGCUGAGUCAACCAGGGCGGGGGACCGGGUGUUGCCGUAGUUCGUCACGGAGCAUAAUCGGGGGAGGUGCGUUGGUGCGUGAAAGUGGGUCACCAACAGCUCACGAGACAUACGACACGACGACGACGACGACGCAGCAGCGGACAGUCCAGUCUUGCCCCACAGCGGGCACUCCAGUUGGCAAGUGAAGUCGUUGACCAGUGGACGCGACAAAAGCGACAGCCGCAUCAUGUCGAUCGAUCUGCAGAAGCACCGUGAGGCCAUCGUGGCCGCGUGGAAAACGGUGGUCGAUCGCAAGAGCGCCACCAACUGGGCCCUGUUCGGUUACGAGGGUCAGAGUAACGUGCUGAAGGUUCAGGACACCGGUGAGGAUGGCAUUGGGGAGCUGGCCGCCGAGCUGAACUCGGGCAAGAUACAGUACGCAUUCCUGAGGGUCGACAACAGUGAAACCGGCAUCGCAAAGUUCGUCUUUAUCAACUGGCAGGGAGAAGGGGCACCGAUCGCACGGAAGGGAACCUGUGCGAAGCAUGUGCGCGAUGUGACGGAUCUGGUGCACGGUGCCCACAUAACGUUGCACGCGACCAACGAGGACGAUGUGGAAGAGGCCCGUAUCCUCGAGAAGCUGCAGAAGGUCGUGGUGAACGAUUUCAAGGUGAAGGACUACUCGCAGGCCCAUGAAUCCUCUAAACCCGUUGGCACGAACUAUAGCCGGGUGAACCCGACGAAAGAGAUCAAUCCAACCGAGCGCGACGAGUUUUGGCGACGGGAGGAAGAGGAAGAGAAGCAUCGGCUGCAGGCGGAGUACGAACGGAAGCUCCAGGAAACAGUAUUACUUGAGGAGGAACGUCGACGAAGGGAGGAACGUGAGUUUGAAAAACGGGAAGCAGCAACAGCGGGAGCGAAUGGUGCUGGUGAGCAGGUAGCUGGAGCGGGAGGGUCGCCGGUUUCACCGGAACGCAGUUACGCCCGCCAAGCGUCUGAUCAGAGCAAGAGUGAACGGGAACGUGAGAUGCGACAGGUGGUUGAGGCCGGAGGGAAAGUGAGCAGUGCCAAGGCACGGUUCCUCAACAGCACCGCCCAACUCAGCCCGACCCACAUCCAGGCUGAAGUGGCACAGGAGCUAACCCAAGCGGAACCCUUCUCACCGACCGCUUCCUUCGAGGAGCGUAGCAUCAUCAACGAGCUGAAGGCGGAACUCGAGAAUGAACGGCGUAACGGUGGGACACCGGAUUCACCCGAUGCUGUGGCUGCUGUCGCGGCAGCUGUUCCUGAAUCGGUGGAAACGGUGGACGAAACUGCGUUACCGGUUACCGGCGGCCAGUACUUUGAUCCGAACGCAACGAUCGAUCUGUCCGAUGAGGACAACAUGAUCCGAGCGAGAGCCCUGUACGAUUAUCAGGCGGCCGAUGAUUCCGAGAUAAGCUUCGAUCCGGACGAUAUCAUCACGCACAUCGAUCAGAUCGAUGAGGGCUGGUGGCAGGGUCUAGCACCCAAUGGCACGUACGGGCUCUUCCCGGCCAAUUACGUUGAGCUGCUGUAGAGUGGUGGUAGUGGUGGUGGAGUUGCAUUUGAGGAAUUUUCCCCCAAUAUCAUGCACUGUAAUCGUUAUCAUAAUCAUUCUUCCUUUAUCCAUCUCGCAAAAGCGAGGGAAUGACCACCAACUUAAGAGAUUGUUAACAGAAGGGCGCGCGCGCCUAUCAUCCACAUCACGCUGCGUUGCAGUGACACACACUAGAGGCCAAAAGCGAAUGCACAAAACUCGCACCGUAAGUGGGCACUAAACCCAUAUGGCGCCGUGAAACGGUCACUACACUGCACACACACACACCCUUCCCAACCCCUUAACGGGCACACAUCUUCGUCGUAAUUUUAAGCGUUAACGUUCUCUCCUUGCAACGCAUCGAUAGCGCCACGCGUGUCUAGAGAUUUGUUUGUCGCGGGAGAGAGAAACCGGUGAUGUACAAUGCAAUUAACGAAGGACGAAUGUGUGUGCGUGUGUGUGUGUGUGUUAGGAGAAGGGUCUCGUAGGAUCAACACGAUGCAUAAAUAUGAAAGAAUAUAUACAUUUAAUUAUAGAUUCCGCCUUCCAAACCCCCGUCUCCAAAAACCUUCUAUCGGCCACCACCCCUGAAAUGAAAAGCCUUCUCUCACGUUUUUGGAGUCCGGCCGUAGUGGAAGCGAUUGGAAGCAUCUGUUUUAAACAAUAGUAAACGCAAGUAGAUAAAUGCAAAUGUCAAGCGAACAAAGAAAAAUGUUACACAAAUAAACUAAACU